Molecule: messenger RNA, 666 nt
Organism: Malaclemys terrapin pileata
Lineage: Eukaryota; Metazoa; Chordata; Testudines; Emydidae
Gene: LSM1
Product: LSM1 homolog, mRNA degradation associated
Exons: 4
Coding region: 74-475 (133 amino acids)
Biological process (GO): deadenylation-dependent decapping of nuclear-transcribed mRNA
Cellular component (GO): Lsm1-7-Pat1 complex; P-body
Molecular function (GO): RNA cap binding
Source: RefSeq, a predicted model, not a curated record
CAGAUGGCGGCGCUUCCGCUCCGUGUGGUGGGCGGUGGGAGCGGGGCGGGACCUGCCGGGCUGGGGCCGCAGGAUGAAUUACAUGCCGGGCACCGCCAGCCUCAUCCAGGACAUCGACAAAAAACACUUGGUCCUCCUUCGAGAUGGUAGAACACUGAUAGGAUAUUUACGAAGCAUCGAUCAGUUUGCGAACUUGGUGUUACACCAGACGGUGGAGCGCAUUCACGUGGGCAAAAAAUAUGGCGACAUCCCUCGAGGCAUCUUUGUCGUGCGAGGCGAGAACGUUGUCCUGCUGGGGGAAAUAGACCUGGAGAAGGAGAGUGAUACGCCUUUGCAGCAGGUGUCAAUCGAGGAGAUCCUGGAGGAACAGCGAGUAGAACAGCAAGCCAAGCAGGAAUCAGAGAAGCUGAAAGUGCAGGCACUUAAGGAGCGGGGCCUUUCAAUCCCGCGGGCAGACACUCUAGAUGAGUAUUAGGUGUUCUGCCCAUCGGACAAUUCGCUCUGUCCGAGCAAGCAGAGCGGUUUGCAUUUAGACCACACUUGGCCAGAGGCUAUGUAGGUCUGUUUGGAAAGGCUGUUUUUUGUUGUUUUAUUUUAAUUUUGGCUUAUCUGUUUUCCAUGGCACAGAUACACUAUUAAAAUCAUGUCAUUGUUUUCACAAAAUCA